CCACUUAAUUGAGGAAGGAAGGCAGGUUACAAUCGAAACUGCAGUCAACGGCUCUACAAAAGCACAUUUGACCUGUUUACAAACUAAAGUUUUGUGUUGGGGUCAACAAAUCUAGAAAGAAUUACAGGUAAACCGUCAACCAGAAAGGAAGAGUGUCUCUGGACAACUGUCAGCGUAUAAAAAGGAGAAUUUUGAAGAUAGUGAAAGUAAAAACUUGACGCGUUUUCUGAAGGGGCCUGCAGAUUCGACAGCGACGCGUUUUCUGAAGGGGCCUGCAGAUUCGACAGCGACACCAUGGCUGAAUGUGGUUGGGAUGAGGAGAUGUCAGAGGUUCCAUCCCUCCUUCAGGAGGACCUGACCUGUCCGGUCUGUAAAGAUCUCUACCGGGGGCCCGUUCUUCUUUCUUGCAGCCACAGCUUCUGCAAGGACUGUUUAGAGAAAUGCUGGAAGGGGCCGGGGCAGAACUGUCCCGUGUGCAGGAAGAGCUGUGACGGCGAGCAACCAAUAUCCAACCGGGCGCUGAUGGAUGCGACAGAGUCGUUUCAGAAGGAGAAGCGUUGGCGGGGACCGAACGCAAUCAGUAACGUGCGUCUUUGUAACCUGCAUCGUUUGGCGUUUCAACUUUACUGCGUAAAGGACGAGGAGCCCGUGUGCGUCGACUGUGUCCCUCUACAUCGGGCUCACGAGCUGCUGCCGCUCAACGAGGGGACGCGGUUGUGUCAGGAAGAACUGACCAUUAAAGUCAACAUAUUGGAGGAGAAAGUGGAGACCUUCAAGAGAAUGAAAAAUAAAUACUCUAACACAGUUGAUUUCAUGAAGAGCCAGGCUGAGCAGGCAGAGAAGCAGAUCAAGGCAGAGUUUGAGAGGCUCCGUCAGGUGCUGUGUGUAGAGGAGGCUGCCAGGCUGAAGGCCCUGGCAGACGAGGAGGAGGAUAAGAGAUCCGGUAUGGAGGAAAGGAUCAGCUCCUUGACCAGUGACAUCGCUGCCCUCACUAAGCUGGUCCAAACAGUAAAGAGGGAGAUGGGGGCGGAGGAUUUAACCUUCUUGCAGAACUUCCCAGCCUUAAAGAAAAAAGCCCAGUGGCCUCGUGAAGACCCCCAGAAUCCCUCAGAUGCUCUCCUGAACAUGGCCAAACACGUGGGCUCUCUGGGCUACAGCAUUUGGAAGAGCAUGCAGGCUCACGUCACAUGCAUCCCAGUGGUGAUGGACCCUAACACAGCCUCUCCCUGGCUUUCCAUGUCCCCAGACCUGGCCAGCGUACGGAACAGCCCAGAGCGCCAGUCUCUCCCGGACAACCCUGAGCGCUUCGACCCCUGUGUCUUUGUCCUUGGAGCUGAGGGCUUCCGCUCCGGCAAGCAGUGCUGGGAGGUCCAUGUGGGAGACAACCCAAAGUGGAUCCUGGGAAUCUGUAAGGAGUCUGUGGCUCGCAAGAGGAAGUUCACUGUGUCCACAGACAGGGGUGUGUGGACCAUCGGUCUGAGCAAAGGGGUGUACAAUGCCCUGACUGGCGAACGCACAGUGCUGGUCGUGGAGAGUCGGCCAGAGAGGAUCCGGGUAAAGCUAAACAUGGAUAAGGGGGAGGUGUCAUUUUGGGACACAGGCAACGGUGGGAAGCACCUGUGCACCUUCAAACACAAGUUUACAGAGAGAGUGUUCCCCAUAUUUGGUCCUGGGCUCCACACCACCCCGAUGGAGGUUAAGCCGGCCAAGGUGACCAUUCAUACUGCGUGACAGGGCAGUGUGACAGUCACUACAGCUUGCUAAGUGUCUGGUUCAAUAGCAGAUGGGCAGUAGUAGUACUCGCUUGGAUAGAGGUCACAUGUUAUGGUCAGAAGGUAGCCUAAUACGUGCACUUGAAUAGAUGGGGCAUUCCACUGUUUAAGCUGUCAGGCUGGUGUGGUUGUAUUCUAGUAGUUUUACUGUGGCUAUAGGUUUGCGUUGAGGUUUGGAUCAAGGCUUUUUGUAUGGUCACAAUCAUCUUUGAAAAUGUGCCAUAGCAGUAUUCAUAUGCUUUCCAUAGGAUGUACAGUAUGCAGGCAUUUAUUACAUGAGGGAUUUUUUUGACACUGAUUUUCUUUAACUGGUAUGUUUACAUUGCUGAGCGAUUAUACAUAAAUAUUUUCUUGGACUAGAGGGGAUCCGGGGGUAAGAACGUAUUUUCUGUCAAAUUUGGCUGCGUUCUGAGAUUUAUUGAUAAUUUUGCUGAUUUAAUUAUGUAUCGGUAUGGAAUUAUGUGAACAAAAACGAAUCAAAUGUUAUGUCACAUGCGCCGAAUACAACUGGUGUAUACUUUACCGUGAAAUGCUUGCUUACCAGCCCUACCCAACAAUGCAGAGUUUAAAAAUCAAAAUAAAAUGGUUAAACAAGGAAUAAAUAUAUACAUUGUACCAGAUCAAUGUGCACGGGUACGAAGUAUUUGUGGUCGAUAUGUACAUGAAGGCAGGGUAAAGUGACUGGGCAUCAGGAUAGAUAAUAAGAGUAAAAUAAAGAACAGAGCAGCAACAGUAAAUACGUGUAAAAAAAGUGUGUGUUGUCGGUCUGUGUGUGUGCAUAUGUAGUGAAUGUGU
This is a messenger RNA of Oncorhynchus tshawytscha (Chinook salmon), 2567 nucleotides long. Its product is annotated as zinc-binding protein A33. The record is from RefSeq and is a predicted model, not a curated record. Lineage: Eukaryota; Metazoa; Chordata; Actinopteri; Salmoniformes; Salmonidae. Bases 295 to 1731 code for a protein of 478 amino acids. Gene Ontology annotation, molecular function: zinc ion binding; protein binding. The transcript is spliced from 6 exons.